Molecule: messenger RNA, 3287 nt
Organism: Drosophila nasuta
Lineage: Eukaryota; Metazoa; Arthropoda; Insecta; Diptera; Drosophilidae
Gene: scaf6
Product: SR-related CTD associated factor 6
Exons: 13
Coding region: 143-3148 (1001 amino acids)
Biological process (GO): RNA processing; intracellular calcium ion homeostasis
Cellular component (GO): perinuclear region of cytoplasm
Molecular function (GO): RNA binding
Source: RefSeq, a predicted model, not a curated record
UGAUAAAAAUAAGAGGAAGAACAAUUGAUAAAAAAAAAUUGUGCGGCCGCCGCAAAAAAGUCUUUGAAUAGAACUGUAGAAAAAGUUAUGUUUAUUUAAGCCUUACCUUACAAAAUAACUAGUUUGUAAAACAACUCACAAAAUGGACGUACAACCGCCAAGAGAUGCAAGUUUACGCAAUAUAAUAGAUAAAUUGGCUGAAUUUGUGGCACGCAAUGGACCCGAAUUUGAAGCGAUCACCAAGCAAAAGCAGCAAAACAAUCCAAAGUUCGAGUUCCUCUAUGGCGGCGAAUUUGCCAACUAUUAUCAAUAUCGUGUGGCAGCCGAGCAACAAAUGCUGAAACAGCAAGGAGCAGGCAUGCCAAGUGGUCCGCUUUAUAUGCAACAGCCACCGCCAAAUCACGUUCACUAUGCGCCGCAGCAGCAGCAACAACAACAACAACAGCAGCAACCACAACAACAGUCGUCCGAUGGCGCAAUGCAACAAUCUCAGCAUUUGUGGCCACCAAAUGCCAAUGCCACAAACCCUUCCAACCCUCAAGUGACAGCCGCAGCAGCUAACGGAACAGCGUUGACAUUGAAUUUAACCACUCAAUUGGAGGCCAUUAAAAUGCAACAGAAUACGCUAAGGGAACAAAUCAAGCAAUCGGAUGCGAAUCUUUCUGCACAACAUACGGCGCUGAUGACGCAAAAGACAAAGCAAAUCGACGAUGCGAUGGCGACGGCGCAGACAACGCAACUGGAGCAAUUGGCCAACGAGCAGGGUAUCGUGUUGAGGGAAUUUGAUUCAGUGCUUCAGCCGAUUAUCGAGUCCUGCACCAAGGAUAGCAUCUCAGCAGGCAAGAACUGGAUUUUACAGCAUUCAACCGACAGCGCAAAAAUCAAUGUCGUUUUACAAUAUCUUUUAAAGAAGGCUUUGGUCAAUGGUUCAACGUUUCAGCAAAAAUUGCAUCUUAUAUAUUUAGUUAAUGAUAUACUCCAUCAUUGUAUGCGUAAAAAUAUCAGCGAUUUGAAGAACAAUCUCGAGAACGUCGUUAUACCGAUGUUCUGCAGCGCCGAUUUGAUUGCCAGCAGUGAUCAACGCACAAAGCUGUCGAAGUUGCUCUCACUGUGGGAGUCCAAGGCCAAGUUCUUUGAUGCGUGUGUCAUCUCGAAACUGCAAUCGCCGGACUCCUCAAUGCAAGAGUACAAAACGAAUGUGCAGAACACGCAUCAUGACAUUGUGGCCAAGUACUCACAGAGCACCAAAGCCACGUUAGACAACUAUCAGAAACAGCAUCAGAUCUUUAUGCAACAUGCGACGCAACAAAUCGCGCAGUUAGAGCAGCAAAAGUUGCAGCUGGAGAAGCAGUUGCUGGUCGCCCAAAAGCCGCCACCACAGCAACAACAACAACAGCAGCAGCAGGUGCCGCCUGGAACACCGCAAAAUAAAUCAAUACCAGCUCUGAUGUCACAGCGUAUUGCAAUGCCAGGUGCGGAUCAGGAGCACAUGAACACGCCGCCACCGCCGCCAAAUCAUGAUCUGUCGCAGCCGCCGGUUAACAACAUGUAUGCGGGCUACCAACAGCAACAACAACAACAGCAGCCGCCGCCGCAAUUGCCGCCGCAGCCUGGCAAUCAUUUUGUGGAUGCACGCGGACCGAACUUCUUCAUUCCGGACAUGUCCAAGCCGCCGCCAGGAUUUGGAGCGCCACCCUUGCAUGGCCAAGGGCCGCCUCAGCAGCAACAACAGCCACCGCCGCCAACGCAAUAUCCGCCGAUGCCUGGUCAAGUGCCUGGGGGCGAGCCAAUUGUGGAUAUGGGCGUGUUGAAUGCUGCUAUACAGGCUGUGAUGCAUCUGCAGCACCAACAACAACAGCAGCAACAUCAGCAGCAGCAGAGGCAUCCCGAUGAACAACCACCAAUGCCACAACAACAACAACACCAGUCGCAACAAAUGCAACAUCCACAGCAGGCGCAACAACCGCCACCGCCAUUUGCUCAACUACCGCUCGGUAGCUUGGGGCAACCAGUUGAUGGUGGCGUCGAUAUUGGUGCACUGAAUGCGGCCAUUAAUGUGGUGUUGCAGCAGCGACCCGAUGAGCAGCAGCAGGACCUUGAUGACCUAAAGCAUCGCAGCUUGGAGUCCGUUGAGCCUGCCAUGGCGCCGUCUCAGGAACCGCAAGUGCCGACCGCACCGUAUUAUGAUCUGCCAGCAGGUCUCAUAGUGCCGCUGAUACGUCUGGAGGAUUACAACUACAAGCCGCUGGACUCGACGGACAUUCGUUUGCCAGCGCCGGCGCCGCAAAGCGAGCGCUUGACCAAUGCAUUGAAUGCCUUCUAUGCGGCGCCGUCGCACGAUCGACCCAGAGACAACGAGGGCUGGGAGAAGCUGGGCCUAUAUGAGUACUACAAGGUGAAGAAUGCGGCACGCAAGCAAAAGGAGGAGGAAAUCAAGAAUGGCACACGCACCAAAUCCCGCUCGCCCAGUCCCAUUGUGCUGGAGAAGACAAAGAAGAGCAACAAGCGCUGUUAUCGUUCCAAGAGUCGAAGUCGUUCACGUUCCCGCUCGCCCGCUAAUCGCAACAGAUCCCGUUCACGCUCCAAAUCGCGUUCCAUCGAACGUGCGCUGACGCCGCCGCCGCAAAGAAAUCGAGCUGCUGGAGCUGCAGGAGGAGGCGGUAGCGGUGGUGGCAGCAAUCGCAAGGCGCGCAAUCGUUCGCCGCGUCAUGAACGUGACAAUAGUCGCGAGAAUCGCGCGGAGCGAAACAACAGCAACAGCAGCAACAACAACAGUAACAAUAGCAACAACAGCAGCAACAACGGUGCCGGAGCGAGUGCCAACAACAAUUCCAGACGCGUGGAACGCGACAGAUCUCCCACGCCACCCAGUUUCUUUGGCAGCAGUUUUGCCAAACCACAGGAAUUCAUAGAGGAGACCAAUAAGGGCCACCAGAUGCUCAUGAAAAUGGGUUGGGCUGGUACUGGCACCGGCCUUGGGUCGAAAAAUCAGGGAAUUGAUACGCCCAUCUCGGGUGGCGAGGUGCGCGAUCGCAAGGACAUGUACAAGGGCGUGGGCAACAAUCUGAACGAUCCGUUUGAAAGGUUUCGCAAGAACAAGGGCGCAGCAUUUGCGCACCGCAUGAGCACAAGAGAUUACAAAACUUAAUCACAACUACAACAACUGGAACAAUACCAACUACACUCCCGCUACACUUUCAACUAAUCCUGAUCUGAUCUGGUGUUGUCUUCGCAUUUCUGAGCUUUUCCUACUUCUUUUAGCGAAAGAAAAUACACAUAAUUUUCAU